Messenger RNA from Mycotypha africana, 3720 nucleotides. RefSeq lists its product as uncharacterized. Bases 148 to 3720 code for a protein of 1190 amino acids. Lineage: Eukaryota; Fungi; Mucoromycota; Mucoromycetes; Mucorales; Mycotyphaceae. The transcript is spliced from 7 exons. Gene Ontology annotation, molecular function: oxidoreductase activity; zinc ion binding; FAD binding. Gene Ontology annotation, biological process: regulation of DNA-templated transcription. The record is from RefSeq and is a predicted model, not a curated record.
AGCAAUUGGCUAUUCUUUUCAUAGACCUACCUUCAGUUGGAUUUCACACACACGCAUACGCAGACAUACUUUUUCUUCGCUCCUCCGUUUCUUCAUAUCUUUAGCAGAGUAAAUCGUUGUUCAGCUGUAAUAAUAGCUCAGAGUAUUAUGUCUCAAUUAACAGCAGCAAUAAUUACCUCGGCAACAGGAACCAUUAAUUCUACAGCCAAUACCGAUAAUGUCGAUAGUAACAGUGCCAUCACCAAAUGUUUUAAAGAGUUCGAUAAGAGAACGAAUCUGGUCCUUGGAUCGGCUUGUACACAUUGCUUAAAGGCCAACUUGAGCUGUGAUGGGGGCCAACCUUGUCAAGGAUGUAUCAAACGGGAUUUGAUUUCGACUUGUACGCAAACAAUUCGAAGCAACAAAAAAUUAAAACUGAAUAUCAAUAAUAACAAUAACAAUAGUAUUGCUACUGUAUUAGCGCCCAUUACAAUGGCGCCUUCCGCUAGUACUACCAGUAUAUCAGCUGAAGAUCUAUUCUCACCCACCACAAAUGUACCAUUUACACCAGCAGAUCAGCCAUUAAUAGAUGAUAAUAGCUUUAUUGAUACUUCACAGUUAUUCAACUUUCCAUUAGCUGAUUUUGUUGGUUUUGGCUCGGAAACAACAGGCCUGGAAUAUGGAAUUUUGGGAAAUAUGUUGACUGACAAUAAUGCCAAUACUGAAAAUAGCAACAGUAGGAAUAAUGUUACUAAACAGAGGAUAGAAGCAGCACCAAUGACUAUUUUGAACUCAUUUAAUCAGAUUAAUAACGCGGUUGAAUUUCAACAAGCUUUAUCGGCUUUACUUCAAUACAAUAACGGAACAACAUCUACUUCUGCAUCUAGCACAACAUGUCCCUCUACUAUCGAUGCUACAAAUACGUCUUCAAUGAUUACAUCAGCAUCUGAGCCCACAAUAAUACCACUAUUACCUUCCCAGGCGACAGUGACCUCACGCUCCAUAGCACAGUCGGCCACCUCACCAAUAUUACAACAGCGUCAACAGCAGUUAUCAUUAUCAGCUAUUGCAACGUCACCGAUUAUAACAGUGUCAAGGCAACAACAAAGUAGACAUACCUCAUCGCCUACGACAACUGUAGCAGCCGCAAUUGCCAACCAUUCCGGGCAAGAACAUAACCGUUCAAGCCAACGCUACUCCAGUAAUAAACAGCAAAGUACAAGCGGCGUUGCUAGUAUUUCCACCAUUACUGAUUCAAAUGUUGUAACAAAUAAUGAUACUAGUAAUGUUAGGACCCGCAGAAAAGGCAACAAUGGGAACACACCAGAAGCGGUAUAUAACAGUGUAAAUAGGCCAUUCAACUAUGCCGAAGGCUUCCACUAUCUUAUUCAAUACGUGCGUGAAAAGAUGAACCGAGACGAUCUAAUGCGAAUAAGUCGUGCAUUAGCCCUCUUCCGACCUUCAUUUUUAUCCAUAAUCAUGAAUUUAACAGAAGAAGAUUUAGUGUUCAUGGAACGGUGUUUCCAAAGGACCCUACUGGAGUAUGAGAAAUUGAUCAGCUUUUCAGGAACACCGACGGUUGUGUGGAGAAGAACUGGUGAAGUAUGUCUUGUAGGAAAAGAAUUCUCAUUAUUGACGCAAUGGACAAGGGACAUGUUGUUGAACAAAAAAACAUACAUUUAUGAGUUGAUGGAAAACCAAUCCGCUGUCGAAUAUUGGGAGAAAUUUUCAAUGCAUGCAUUUGAUAGCACGGAUAAAAGUUGUAGUUACUCUUGCAUACUACGUACGCCGCAUCAGAAGCCGGUACCAUGCUCUUUCUGCUUUACCAUAAAGCGUGAUAUAUUUGAUCUACCGAGUGUGAUUGUAGGCAAUAUCGAGACUAUUACUUCCCGAUAUAAUACACUGCAUGCUUCUAAUAUUUGCACACCAAUCGCUGGUCAUUGCUGGCCAAGCAUAGAGGAAUGGAACGAGCUUAAUAGAACAGUGCAUGGUAACUUGUUAGCCGUUGUUCCAGCAGCCCAGUCAUGCUACCCUAGCACGAACUACAACGCUGAAGAAUGCAAUGCCUAUCGUCAAGUAUUUCGUAAUGAAGUCAUUAGAGAAGCUUAUGUUGGUGCCAUGCAGUAUACAAACUGGGAAAGCUGUGGAAAGCAUGAUAGAUGUGCUUUACCUCCUCUUCUUACAUUUGAUGCCUCCAGCAACAUCAAUGAUACUGUCCGAUUAUUUGAUGAGCAGCCGCAGUUAAUUUGCCGACAAGGUGCUUUGCCUCGAUAUGCACUUAAUUCUGCAUUACCAUCUGAUAUAGCAACGGUAAUCAGGUUUGCUCAGGAGCGUCAUAUUGCUUUAAACAUUAAAAACACAGGCCACGAUUUUUCCGGGAAGAGUACCUCACCCAACUCAAUUACAAUUUGGACGCAUGGUCUACAAAAAAUUGAGUACCAUGACAGUUUUCAACCCGAUCAAUGCACCACUAGUACAAUAACAAGCUACAUGGGAACUAAUGGAGAUCUACAGCAACCGCAACAACAGAGAGCAAUGACAAUAGGAGCUGGUGUCAAUUGGGGUACGGCCUAUGCGGCUGCCGAAAAACACAAAGUGACAUUAGUAGGAGGCGCCUCAUCUGGUGUAGGUGCUAUGGGAGGAUGGCUAUUGGGCGGCGGCCAUUCUAUUCUAGCGCCCUCUUAUGGUUUAGGUGUAGACCAAGUGCUGCAGUUUAAAGUUGUUUUAGCAAACGGUGAGUAUAUUACUGCCAACACAUGUCAGAAUUCUAAUUUAUUCUGGGCACUACGAGGCGGAGGUGUAGGGUCUUUUGGCGUAGUUUUGGAAGCUACUGUGCGUGCACAUCCUUAUAUUGAUAAAUUUCAAUCACUCAGCUUGACUAUCAACUUUACAACAUUUGAAGCGCAAAAGGCAUAUCAUUUGGAACUGGCUCGAUUAGCUUCGUCGUUUGCACGAGAAAGAUGGGGCGGUUAUGGUGUGUCUUAUAGCGAUAAAAGCAGUGCCGCUAUUUUUGGUACGCCUUCACACCAAAGUAAGGAAGAUGCUGUACGGUCAAUGCAACCUCUUAUUAAUUUUUUAAACACACAGAAGGCAGCUGGUGAUGUUACAUCUAUAUUAUGGAAAUUUGAUACUUUUAAUGGAUUUUUUGAUUUCUUUUCAGUUUUAUCAUCAACAACUUCCUCAUAUAGUGUCGGCCUCAACACUUUGCUUUCUUCUCGCUUGAUCCCAGAAAAAGUUCUAAAUGAUGUUGAACUUAGGCAGCAACUGACCGAUCAAAUGUCUACAGGCUUGGCCAAAAUUAGCGACGGACUUGAUGAUAUAAGAACAUUCAAAGCAGCGGUGGGUUAUUUUCCUGUAACACCGGUGAAUGUACCAGAUGAAGAAAGAGAGACUUCUGUGACGCCUGCUUGGAGAAGCUCGUUAUGGCACGUUAUUUUCACUUUACAAUGGGAGGGUGAAGAUGAAAGUGACAAUGACUAUAUAUCUGCAAUAGCUCAAAAAAUUAGUUCGGCUGCUGAUGGAUUGCGAAAAGUGACACCUGGAAGCGGUGCCUAUAUCAAUGAAGCUGAUGUCUUGGAACCUUCUUGGCAUGAUUCAUUCUGGGGAGGAGAAAACUACAAAAGACUAUUGCAAGUGAAGGAAAAAUAUGAUCCAGAAAAUGUAUUCCAUUGUUGGAAAUGCGUAGGCUGGAACAAAGAACUUCAAAAAGAAAAGUAUAAGUGUUACAAUAAUCUUGAAUAA